GACAAGCGGAACCUGUUGGAGAGCAGGAGCGGGGCGCGGUCAUUCUUAGGAUCACAUUGGAAGAGUGAGGCUGCUUGGACCCCUCCUGUGGACCUGCCCGCUGUUGAGCUGGCUGUCCAGAGCAACCAUUAUUGCCAUGCCCAGAAGGAUUCCUGUAGUCACCCUGACUCCAAGAGGCAGAAGGCCCGGCGCAAACUCUAUCUGGCCUCUGCCAUCUGCCUGAUGUUCAUGAUCGGAGAAAUCAUCGGUGGGUACCUGGCACACAGCCUGGCCAUUAUGACUGACGCAGCUCACCUGCUCACCGAUUUUGCCAGCAUGCUCAUUAGCCUCUUCUCCCUGUGGAUGUCUUCCCGACCGGCCACCAAGACCAUGAAUUUCGGCUGGCAACGAGCUGAGAUCCUUGGAGCCUUGGUGUCUGUACUGUCCAUCUGGGUGGUGACUGGGGUGCUGGUGUACCUGGCUGUGCAGCGCUUGAUUUCUGGAGACUAUGAGAUCAAAGGGGAUACCAUGUUGAUCACGUCGGGCUGCGCGGUGGCUGUAAACAUCAUAAUGGGGUUGACCCUUCAUCAAUCUGGACAUGGGCACAGCCAUGGACAGGGGCAAAGCCAUGGACAUGAACACAGCCAUGGUGACCAAAGCCAUGAAGACAGCCAACAGCAACAGGAGAACCCCAGUGUCCGAGCAGCCUUCAUCCAUGUGAUUGGGGACCUUCUGCAGAGUUUGGGUGUCCUGGUAGCUGCCUACAUUAUAUAUUUCAAGCCUGAGUAUAAGUACGUGGAUCCCAUCUGCACUUUCCUCUUCUCCGUGCUGGUCCUGGGGACAACGUUAACCAUCCUAAGAGAUGUGACCUUGGUUCUCAUGGAAGGGACUCCCAAAGGUGUGGACUUCACAGCCGUGAAGAAUCUCCUGCUGUCCGUGGAUGGGGUGGAAGCCUUGCACAGCCUGCAUAUCUGGGCACUGACAGUGGCCCAGCCGGUGCUGUCUGUCCACAUAGCUAUCGCUCCGAAUGCUGACCCCCAGGCUGUGCUGAAGGUGGCUAGGGACCGCCUCCAGGGGAAGUUCAAUUUCCACAUCAUGACCAUCCAAAUUGAGAACUACACUGAGGAGAUGAAGGACUGCCAGGAGUGCCAGGGCCCCUCAGACUGA
Cricetulus griseus (Chinese hamster) is the source of this 1146-nucleotide messenger RNA. The record is from RefSeq and is a predicted model, not a curated record. NCBI's taxonomy places the organism in Eukaryota, Metazoa, Chordata, Mammalia, Rodentia, Cricetidae.